AUGGAGGCAGGGGCGGGUUCCAGGCUGCGGCAGUGGCGGGGGCCUUACGGAGCCUUCAAGGAAGUGGCUGAGCCACUGUUCAGUGUGGGAGCACAGGUCGAGGUCAGCCGGGAAAGCAAGAACUAUGGAGCUGCUUGGCUUGCAGCUACUAUUGUUAGUAUGAUCAGCAAGUCCAUAUUUUUGGUGGAUUGCAAGACCCCGAGAGCUGUCACUGACAGAGAGUGUCGACCGGAGAUUGUUGAUGCUCAACACAUUAGGCCUCCACCUCCCCUUGCAUUAGACGAUGAGGAUUUCAGGUUACAUGAUGUUGUUGAGGUGCUUUACCAUGGCGGGUGGUCGCUAGGAGUUGUUACUCAGAUUUCUAAUGGGUCAAAGUACAUUGUCAAGUUGAAGCAUCAUGAAGAGGAGAUGGAGUUUAAUUGUUUCGAAAUGAGAUCCUGCCAGGUAUGGGAGGAUGGGCAGUGGAUCAGCUAUUCCUCCCAGAGCAUGAAACAAUAUUCACAGGAGGAGUUAAAGACAAGGAAGAGAGGCAGGCCUGCAAAGAAAAGCAUAGAAUCGGAACAAGCAGAAGAUUUGCCUGAGCAAGUUGCUGAAGAAGAACAUGGGAAGAAAGAAAUUGAGCAAUCAAAUCAAGGUCAGUCUUGGUGAUGCAUCUUUUGAAAC
Messenger RNA from Phoenix dactylifera (date palm), 663 nucleotides. NCBI's taxonomy places the organism in Eukaryota, Viridiplantae, Streptophyta, Magnoliopsida, Arecales, Arecaceae. The record is from RefSeq and is a predicted model, not a curated record.